Solenopsis invicta (red fire ant) is the source of this 816-nucleotide messenger RNA. RefSeq names its product stromelysin-2-like. The record is from RefSeq and is a predicted model, not a curated record. NCBI's taxonomy places the organism in Eukaryota, Metazoa, Arthropoda, Insecta, Hymenoptera, Formicidae. Gene Ontology annotation, biological process: collagen catabolic process; extracellular matrix organization; proteolysis. Gene Ontology annotation, cellular component: extracellular matrix. The coding region runs from base 1 to 816 and encodes 271 amino acids. Gene Ontology annotation, molecular function: metalloendopeptidase activity; zinc ion binding. The transcript is spliced from 3 exons.
AUGCGGGAUCGGGAUAUUCCACACUACAGACAAAAUAGGCAAACGCCAAAGUGGACAAAAACGCAUUUAACGUGGAAUUUUCAAUUUGCCGAUAAAUCAACUUUGACAAUGGCUGAACAGGCAUUUUCUUUGUGGGCAGCAAAGACACCGUUAACUUUUGAGCGUAAAAUACUGGAGCCCGAUAUUAUGAUAUCGUACAAGGCGAGUAGACACACGAUGUCGGAUUUAUUCAACGCUCAAAUCUGCAGAGAAGUAUUUGACGGAAAAGGUGGAGUUGUUACACACGCGAUACCUAUGGACCUAUCGCUGCUGCUGACAUUCACGUUGAUAACGCAAAACAAUGGAUUAGAGCACAGCUCCCGUAAGGAUGCAGUGAUGUAUGCUUACGGUUUUGGUCUAGAGCCGUAUCCCGUGGAACUGUCCACUGAUGACACAUUAGAUAUUCAGAAUUUAUACGGAGCCAAGAACAAUGAAGUUGUGAAUGAAAUAGCUACGACGACGACCAUGACGAUAAAACCCACCGAACAAAUUCCCGAAUACUUAAAUAUAUGUGAUGCGCCGUAUAUAGAUAAUAUGCUGUUAUUAGAGAAUAAAAUGUUUAUUACGUACAAACAAUAUGCAUGGUCAAUGGGUAUAGAGAAUAAAAAAUAUAGCAAAUCAAACGUAUUAGCAGAUUAUAUGACUUUUCUUCCCAAAAAUGUUACCAUAACGGCGGCGUAUCAAAGAUCCUCGGGUGAUGUUGUAUUAUUUAUACCUCCUCCUUCCCGAGGUGGAAAGAGGGAUUAUGUCGGACUUUUACCGGCUAAACCCGCAUGA